AUGCUUUUAGAACUAGAGACAAAAAAUAAAUACACAAAAAAACAAUUUAUAGAGCAAACUAACCAGUUUUAUGACACAUUUUUAUUGUAUAUUGAAAAGUGGGGAAAUUCAUUUGAAGAACUAAAAAUAUUUCGUUGGACACAAUUGAUAAAUUGUCCAACAUGGAAUGAUAUUCAAAAAAGUUUAACAUUUAUUUUGCAAAAUAAUAAACAAACCGGUUGGGAUGUGGAUGAAGAUAUUCUUUUUGAUGAAUAUAAUCAUGUAGUUAAUGCUAUAAAUGCAAAUUUAAAAGAAUGGCAGAAUAAAUAUGUUUGUGUUGAAGAAAGUUGGUGUGCUAUCUAUAAAAUUUUAAAUAGUAAAAGUAUAUUGAUAAAUAAUUUUUGGAAUAUUAUAGAAUAUUCUCUAGCAAUGCCUGGAACAAAUGCUGCAAUUGAAAGAGUAUUUUCUAUCACUAAUGUGUUAUGGACGGACGAAAAAAAUCGCUUUCUUGCUCCUACCAUCAAAUCAAUUAUAAUUUUAAAAAAUCAUUUCAACAAAUUUUCGUGUAAUGAUUUUUAUGAUUUUUUGCUUACACAACCAAAACUGUUAAACGCAAUAAUUUCAUCGCAAAAGUACAGUAACGACACAUUUGAUAAUAAAAGACAUAACGAGCAAUCGACAUCAACCCAAUAA
Cinara cedri is the source of this 672-nucleotide messenger RNA. The record is from the annotation of a GenBank genome assembly. NCBI's taxonomy places the organism in Eukaryota, Metazoa, Arthropoda, Insecta, Hemiptera, Aphididae.